UGAAAAUAAUUCGAUCAUGGCAGAACCAUAGAAGAGAAGGCGGAGGAAUUCGAUGGAAUGACGCAGGAGGGAAAUCGCGGCACAGAGAAGAGUCUUCGUCGAUUUUAAUUCGAUUUCUUCGGCUCUUCAAAAAGUUGUAAAUUUUCGAUUUGAGAUCCAAUUUCUGUGUAAUGGGUGCGACGGGGAGUGAUGUAGAAGCAGGGUUCGCGAAGCUCCAAGGGGAGGAUUUCGAAUACUAUAUGCAAACUUAUUCCAUCAUUCUUGGCCGCAAUUCCAAGAAAUCCACCGUCGACGUCGACCUCUCCAGCCUCGGCGGCGGGAUGAACAUUUCCCGCCACCACGCUCGUAUUUUCUACGAUUUCACGCGCCGCCGAUUUGCCCUAGAGGUUCUCGGCAAAAACGGCUGCCUCGUUGAAGGGGUUCUUCAUCUACCCGGAAACGCGCCGGUCAAGCUCGAUUCUCAAGAUCUCCUUCAGAUUGGGGAUAAGGAAUUCUAUUUCCUGUUGCCGGUGAGGAAUAUUUUGGGUGGCCCGGUUGGACCCAGGAGUUAUUUGGGUCAUCCUGGCUCGGCGGCGCCGGGUCCUCCCGUCGCCGGGCCGGUGGUGCCUUCCCACUCGCACUAUAAUUUUCAUUUACCUGGCUCGGGAGGAGCGGCUGCUGCGGGGGCGAUGAUGAAGAAGGGGAGAGGACGAGAGUAUUACGAGGAGGGAUAUGAAGAUGAGGACGAAAUUGGUGGAAGUAGUGGCAAGAAGUUCAGGCGAGAGGGAUAUGGAGCCGGAGGUUCAGGAGGCAAAGCAGGAUUUUCCGGCGGAGUGGUUUCCAUGGACAAGAAAUUAGAUGGAAGGUCAAGAGUCGAUCGAGAAGCUGAUAAUCAGCUUCUCCAGGAAGAAAAAGAUGUGGUAUCAUCGGUAGCUACUGUGCUGUCUGAUCUUUGUGGCCCAGGAGAAUGGAUGCCUAUGGAGAAGCUCCACGCUGAGUUGGUCGAGCAUUAUGGUAACGUUUGGCACCAUAGUAGAGUGAGGAAAUACCUGACAUUAGAGGAUUGGCACGGUUCAGAAGCCAAGGAUAAACCAUGGUAUGGCCUGCUUAUGUUGUUGAGAAAAUACCCAGAGCACUUUGUGAUUAACACGAGAUCCAAGGGGCGAAUAACACACGAGUUUGUGUCACUCGUUUCACUGCUUUCGUAGAGUCUUAAACUAGAAUCGGGUUGCUCCCAGGAUCUACAAAACACCUAUGUAAUGAGAUGAUGAAGAGUUAGAUUCUCAAACCUCGUUGGCAUUGUCCUGAUUUGCAACCAGUAGGGAUUUGCUGAACUUCAUUCAUGUAAAUUAUAGCUCUUACUAUGAAAGUGGAUAUUGAUGAUUAGUUCUUAUUCACGUUCUUGACUUGUCCACGUGUCUAAUGACAUAUUUGGGAGUAACGUUGGCAUGACUAAUCUCUUACGAAUGCCAAAAGCACAACAUGUUUGACAAUGAUUUUUAA
Momordica charantia (bitter melon) is the source of this 1482-nucleotide messenger RNA. RefSeq names its product SMAD/FHA domain-containing protein (gene FHA2). Gene Ontology annotation, molecular function: protein binding; sequence-specific DNA binding. The record is from RefSeq and is a predicted model, not a curated record. Gene Ontology annotation, cellular component: nucleus. Lineage: Eukaryota; Viridiplantae; Streptophyta; Magnoliopsida; Cucurbitales; Cucurbitaceae. Gene Ontology annotation, biological process: regulation of ribosomal protein gene transcription by RNA polymerase II.